UCUGCGGGCGCUGGGCGCACCACCCUUCCCUGCUUGGCCCCCGGCCGGCUUCUCUGGUCGCCAUGACGGCGACUGUGUUCUUCGGCUGCGCCUUCAUUGCUUUCGGGCCUGCGCUCGCCCUCUACGUCUUCACCAUUGCCACAGAACCGUUGCGCAUCAUCUUCCUCAUCAUCGGAGCUUUCUUUUGGUUGGUGUCUCUGCUGUUUUCCUCCUUUAUUUGGUUCCUGGCAGGAGCCAUUACUGGCAACAAAGAUGAACCAACACCGAAAUACCUGCUGAUCUUUGGAGUAUUAGUUUCAGUCUUUAUCCAAGAAUUGUUCCGGUUUGCCUAUUAUAGACUUUUAAAAAAAGCCAGUGAGGGUUUGAAGAGUAUAAAUCCAGAUGAACCAGCACCCUCUAUGCGAUUACUCGCUUAUGUGUUUUCUUCCUCCUUAGUUUCUGGCUUGGGUUUUGGAAUCAUGAGUGGAGUAUUUUCCUUUGUAAAUACCCUGUCUAACUCCUUGGGACCAGGCACAGUAGGCAUUCAUGGAGACUCUCCCCAGUUCUUCCUGAAUUCAGCUCUCAUGACGCUGGUUAUCAUGCUGCUGCACCUGUUCUGGGGUGUUGUCUUUUUUGAUGGCUGUGAGAAGAAAAAGUGGUACGUCCUUCUUGUAGUUCUGCUGUCCCAUCUGCUGGUGUCAACUCUGACCCUCAUAAGUCCUUAUUAUGGAGUAAUUCUGGUGUCAGCAUAUAUCAUCAUGGUGCUCACGGGCAUCUGGGCAUUCUUUGUUGCUGGAGGCAGCUGCCGAAGCCUGAAACUCUGCCUGCUCUGCCAAGACAAGGACUUCCUUCUUUUCAGCCAGCGCUCCAGAUAACCUCCAAGAACCAGCCCCUCUCGAACAGUGAGCUGUGUCUUUAGAGGAAGCACAAUUGUGCCUUUGUCUAAAAAUCCUUUAUCCAGGUGGAAUUUAGGGAAAACAAAACUAUCUGGAUACAAUAAGGACUUUCAUGCAGCGGCUCUCUGAAAGGGCUACAUCAGUGGUGUGCAUCCUGACUGCACGUUAGAAGCACCUGGGGAAGCAUAAGGAAUAGUGGUUUCUGGGCUCCACACUACAGAUUUAAAUUUUCUGGGUAAUUUUUGAAAACUACUCAGAUGACUGUGACGGGCAGCCAGGUUGACAACCAUUGGUGUUCAAGUAAGAGCUUCCUGAGAACAUUGGAAGUAAAAAAGAGUCAAUGUUUAGUUUUGUCCUAACUUGUACUGAGCAAGUUGAUAUCUGAAGGUCAAAUCCUGAUUAGCUUUUUCUUCUUAAGUUCUGAAGUUGUUUCUUCUUAAGUUCUGAAGUCGCAGAAGACUAAAGGGCUAUCACUUCUGUGAACUGUUUUCGUGUACUUCACUAGACCCUGGUUUUGUGAGAACAUGGUAGGCUGAGCUAAAUGCAACAACUGCACUGACUCACUGUAAUUUAGCCAAAGGAAGCUAUUAAUGAAUAAGCUGUCUUUGAAGAUUUUCCACUCUAGAUAUUGCUUUUUGAAGCAUUGCAUUGUUUUUGAGCAUAUACUCAGUUUAUUUAGCUAAAAACUAAUUAUUUUCUGACUUCUGGAAGGUAUUAUAAAACUAAGAAUUUUUGUGCAAUUUCAAAUCUUUCCUCAGUUUAAGGAUUUUCACGGGCUCUGCCCCAAAGCACUGUUUGCCAGUUGAGUGCUAGUUGCUGGACUAGUUGAGGUGAAACCUGUUGAUCUAUCUGAGCAUUUGAGCAUUUGAGUUGCUGAGGUGAUGUACCCUGGCACAGGCUUUGCUGAAACAAUAGAAUUUUACUAAAAGCAUGAGGAAAACAAGCCAGUAGUGUGGCAUUGACACUUAAUUUGCUCCUGUGAUACUAACAGAUACUUCCCCCUAGUGGUGUCGUAUAGUAUUUAGAAAUACAUCUACCGCUACCAAAUUCAUGCUUUUACCUAACUAACCCUUAUGAUCUUCAGGUCUAGUAAAUGGCUCAGAAUUUGGUAGUAGAUACAGAAUUCCCUUUAAAGGAAUGCCCAAGGUAUAUGUUUAGCCCCUAAACAGUACUUUUGAUUUCCUUUGUAAAAAGGAAAUGGCAUUGAAUUCUGUCUAUACUAAUUAGAAAUUGUUGCUGUUUGAUGAUUCUUAGGAAACUGAUGGCACGAAAUGGAAAUUCCCUCACAUUAAAGUGGUAACCUCAGUGGACCCCAGAUGGGCAGUAACCAUAAAAGAAAUAGGGGCAGCAAAGAGAAGCUCACUAGCCACGUGACAGAUAGUAGGAUUUGAUAACAGGGGUGAAGCAGAAAUGUGAGAAAUGUGGGUUAGCCACACAUUAUUCCAUGUACCAGAACCUAAACCUUACACAUCACCUAAACCUUUAUCAAUGAAAUCCCUUCCUGCCUUUAAAUUACUAGGAUUUUCCAGUUCAGAAAUUCAAGAGGAAUAGGUGUUCUUGUAAGACUAUACACAGUUUCAUAAGCAGUCAAAGUUAUUCCCCAGUAAAGUUUACUUCAACACUAAAACCAAUGUUUCUACCGCAGCUGUUGACUUGACCUUAUUUAAGACUUCCUUUGACU
This is a messenger RNA of Condylura cristata (star-nosed mole), 2556 nucleotides long. RefSeq names its product APH1B gamma secretase subunit (gene APH1B). Gene Ontology annotation, molecular function: protein-macromolecule adaptor activity. NCBI's taxonomy places the organism in Eukaryota, Metazoa, Chordata, Mammalia, Eulipotyphla, Talpidae. Gene Ontology annotation, biological process: Notch signaling pathway; Notch receptor processing; positive regulation of catalytic activity. Bases 63 to 854 code for a protein of 263 amino acids. The transcript is spliced from 6 exons. The record is from RefSeq and is a predicted model, not a curated record. Gene Ontology annotation, cellular component: endoplasmic reticulum; membrane; gamma-secretase complex.